CUUAACUAUUACUAAUUAGAGAUCUCAAUGAUCUGUCUUUUUAAUUAUUGGAAUAUAACUAGAAUAAACAUUUGUAUAGGAACUAAAAUUCCAUUUAAUCCCAAAAAAUUAAUCAAUAUGUCAGAUAUGCUCAAUACUUUGAAUUUUCUGCCAAUAAAAUAUGAAAUAAUCAUUUGUGGAUUAACUAAUUAAAAGGGAAAGAAACAAACAUAUGAGUUCUAUCAAUCAAAAUCAUCAAUCAGUUGAUUUGAAUCAAUUACAAACAGAUAUUGAUUUACAUGAAAAGCAAAUAUUACAGAAUUCAAAGUUAUCUAUAAAUAAUAAUAUUCAUUCAAAUCAUUAUCUAAACAAAUCUGAUCAUAUUUCAAUAACGAAUAAAAGAUUUAAUUGUAAAAAUACAACAAUGUCUGUAUUACAAUCUAUAUUACAUGCUGGUUCAAUUGAUUCUAUUCCAGUGUUAGUAACUCGAUGUAAUGCAUGUUUAAUGUGUUUAAAAGAUUUAAUACGACAAGCAUACGAUUUAAUCAUUCCUGGUUCACCAUAUUAUUCAGUAAUCUUAAUGAAAACUCCUCUUUCACCGGCAAUUACAGCACAAAUUCUUGAAAGUUUGAAACUACCAGAUCAUCCACUUGUUAAAGUUGCCAAUGAUAGAUGUGCAUCAUGUGCUACACGAUUUAUUCAAUUAAAAAUUGACGCACUUAGUUAUGUUAGAAGAAGCGUUUUAUCAGUUACAACAGGAAAGUUAACAAGAGUAUCACCGACAUUAAUGAGGUUAAAUGCUGGUCGAAUGAAUUUAUUGCCUAACGAAAAUUCUUACUGUCAAUCUUCAGAAUCAGAUAACGUCAAGGCGGAUUGGAUAAGAACAUCACAGUCAAAUGUCCAAAGUGUUAAGUCGGCUCAGUUAUAUCACAUAUCUGUUCCAGAUAAUUCAAGACCACAGCAUAUUUUUCGACUUGAAAGUUCGUUACAAAAUUCACCUCAAAAUUAUAAAGCAUUAGGAUUUAAAUUACUAAACGAUCAUUUCAGAACUGAAACUCACAAUUCACAUUAUUCACAAGGCUCUAAUAACGAGGUAAAUAAACUCCAAGAGCCAUUAUAUCAAACCACACUAUCUAAAAGCUCUGGAUCAACAAACACAUCAAUUAACCCUCACGUUCAAGGAGACCAUAAACUACUGAAUAAUUUAACUUUUAUACCAUCUAGUCAACAUAUCCUACAAAGAACAUAUUUUCCUGCUGUUUCUAACCAUCCAAACACUUCAGUUCAUCACCAAACUGGAAUACAAAGGAAUUUACAGACUAAUUCAAAUUACAUUCGUGUUGACACAAAUCACAAAUUAGGUGAAAGUUCACUUUAUGCACACUUAGGUAAUCAUAAAACUGAAUUUCAACACCUAAAUCCUGUUUGUGAAGCGAUCAAAAACAAAUCUCAAUUAUCUUGCCCCGAUUAUUCACGAUCUAUUCGGUGGGCUGCUGAAAAAGGUUUGAUAUCGGCUGCAAAACAGCAGCAAAUUCUCUGGGAAUCAUCAAGAGAGAAAACCUCUCCACUUCAGUUGAUGCAAUCACAUUCUGAAGAUCAUCAUCAGUCAGUUAUUAAUAGGGGUGAGAUAAAUCCAUCGAUUGUUAAUACACAUCAACGAGUGGAUAAUGAAAUUGGUCAAGAUCAAAAUAUUGAACAAGAUAAAAUUAUUCAUCAAUUGAUUCAAUCUAAUAAAGGUAGUAAAAUAAAUCAACAACAACCAUCAGUAACACAAAUUUCUGCUGCUGCAUCAUUUUUUACCAGAGCUGGUCAGAAACUUACAAUUACAAAUAAUUCAAAACGUAAACGUAAAAUUCUAUCUAAUGACGUUAUUGAUAUAAAUCAUUUAACUGGUUAUAAUACAUUAUCAACAUUAUAUCGUUACAAUCAACAAUCAAAAUGUUUGACAGGAUUUUCCGAAGUUAUCCAUCAUCAUCCACCUCCAAUGCCUCCAACACUUUUAAAAUGGAGUCGAAAUGGAACUAAUAAUUCUAUAUUAAAUAAUAAAACUGGUAAAGUCAAAAUUAUAUUACAAUUACGAUCUGAUCAUGAAAUUGAUAAAGGAUCACAACAAAAAAUUUCAUAUUUAACAGUAGAAAAACGAAAAAAUCAAGUUUGUUUAAAUGAUCCAAAUAUUAAUGGAAGUGAAUCAAUUACAAAUAUAAAAUGUUCAAAUUUACAUGGUCCAAAAUUGUUUGCAAUGGAUGGAAUUUUUACAGAAGAAGAUUCGAUGGCAGAGUUAUGCGCAUUUGCUCUAACCGAUAUUAUUCAAUCCGUUGUAAAUGGAUCCGAUGGUUGCCUUAUAUCAUUCGGUACACGUGAUUCAAUAAAAUCUAAUUCAAUGUUUGGUGAUGACAAACAAUCAUCUGGUCUUGGCAUUAUCCCUUCAGCUAUCUCUUGGUUAUUUCGAUUAAUCACUGAACAAAAAGAACGUACUGGUGCAAGAUUUUCUGUUCGAAUAUCUGCUGUUGAAGUGUAUGGUAAAGAGGAAGCACUUAGAGAUCUUCUCUCUUCUGUUUCUAAUACUACAGAUGCAGCAGGAGCAAAUGCACCUGGUGUUUACCUUCGUGAAGAUCCAAUUUCAGGCACUCAACUAGAAAAUCAAAGUGAACUUAGAGCACCCACAGCUGAUAAAGCAGCAUUUUAUUUGGAUUCUGCGUUAUCUGCUCGUUACCAAUCUAUAACAACUGAUGGUUCACCAGCAAAAUCUCUAACAGAUUCAUCACCUUUAGACUCUAAUUCUUCUAAUCCAGCAAUAUUAUGGAAAAGAAACUCACAUUUAUUUUUCACACUGCAUAUAUAUCAAUACAGAGUAGAAAGAAGUGGUAUCGGUUCUGGUGUCGCUGGUGGUCGGAGUCGGUUACAUUUAAUAGAUCUGGGAAAUACAAAACUAUCUAGAGAUAUUGAAACAGACAUUUCAGCGGAUACGGAUUCGCAGAAUUCAGAAAACAAACAAACAUCAACUUCAUUAAACGAUUCGGUGUUAUCACUUUCUUCCAUGACCUCAGUUGUCUUAGCAUUAAUCAAUGGCAAUAGACAUCAUCCUCAUAGAAAUAGUAAGCUUUCACAAAUGUUACGUGAAGCUAUUGGAAGUAUUGGUUGCCGAACAUGUAUACUUAUACAAACAUCACCAAAUGUAAAUUAUUAUCAUGAAAAUUUGCAGCUUUUACAGUUUGCAUCUAAAAUUCAAAGAAGUCGACGCCAUAGGACUCAUGAGAGAACAUUAGUAGGCAGUAGUUCAAAUAGCAGUGAGAUAAAUUCUAAGAUUGAUGAUCAGAAUACUAGUUCUGAAGACAGUUCUUCUUGUGAUAGUUUUGGUUUAAGGCGAGCAGGACGGUUACGUUUAAAUAUGGGAUUACGCUCAGCUAUGAAACGUUCAAAUGGAUACAAAGGAUUUUCUACAAAAUAUAGGCAUUAUGGGCCUGAUAGUCUCUUAAGUGUACCUGCUUCAUCUGAGAAAGAUUAUACAUCUAGUAGUGAACAAUCAUGUGAUACUGUUAUUUACUUAGGACGUCAAGGUCUACUGAGUCAUCAAUAUGAUCAAGAUGAUAAUCAGAAGAUACGUUCUCGACUUGGUAAACCAACAUCAGGAGCAAGUAUGGAUACAGGUUCAGAGGCAAGCAGUGGAAGUAAAGUGAAACAAUUUGAAGGACAACAAUUACAUGAUUCACCAGUUGGUUCGUCUGUUGGUGUAAGACGUGGUAGUGGAGGAGCUGAGAGCGGUUCCUUAGGUCAUUCAGGAAGUCAUACAAACUCUGGUGACCAUUGUUCACCACAAGCAGUACAUUCCAAGGAACGUAAAAGAUCAGCACCACGUACAAAUAUUUAUGCAUGGCCACGUAAUGCAGUGAAGAAUGCAAUUGAAACUUUAAGUACUCAAAAAGAACAAUGGGUUGACGGACCAAAAUCAGAUUUCCAUCCAUCCAACCCUAGUCAUCAAGCAUCUCAAACUACUACAAAUGCAGUAGCGAAACCAAGCAUGAUAGAUAAAGAAACUCAAGUUGAUGAACUAACUAAAACGUCAGUACAAGUGAUAAUUCCAUGUCAGUUAACAUCACAAGAAGAGUAUCAUCCAAUUAGUGCCAUCUGUACACAUACACAUCAAAAGGUUCCUGAAAAAGAUUAUUUGGAGCAAAAAGCUGAUGAAUUAUGUAAAACAGAACAUGAUAAACAAGUUCAAAAUAUUCAAAAAAAUGUAUCCAUCAAACCAAUUUCUUUAGAAAAGCCAAAUAUCACGUCUAAAUCUAACAAAAUAAGCCAAAUGGAAAGAAUAAUUGAUCAUUGUCCAAAUAAUGGAGAAGUACAGCAUGGCGAUACAACACUGAGCAGUCAAUGUUCAACAUGCGUUAUGGCUGGUUCACUUAUGAACCAGAGUAAUUUAACUGUAGAAACAGGUGAUUUAACAAGUAUAGUACCAAAUGGAAAUCAUAUCCAACUUGUUAAACCACAAUCAUUAGAAUCAUGGACUGUGAAUAACAAUACUAAUAAUAGUAAUAAUAAUCUAAAUGAUCAUGAAUUAAAUACACAAACAAAUUCUAUUCCUCAUACAUCUAAUGUAAAUCAGAUAACAAAUGUAAAUCCUAUUAUGAAACAAUCUUCUAAUGAAUGUUAUUUAACUAAAUCAUUUAUGAAUCAUAGUGAUACAAAUGCACCUAUAGCUAAAGUUAAACCAUUUGUUAAAGAUUGGAUUCAAAAGCAUAGCACAUUACCAAUAAAUACUACUAUGCAAGAAGAUUUUACCAAAACAAACGAAAAUCAUCAAUUACAAUUGAUGAAAUCAGAUGGAAAUGAAUUAUGCACCGUAAUAAAUGCAAAUCUUAGUAUGGCACUUGGAGAGAUUGGUAAUGAUGGUCAAUCUAUCAGACAUCAUAUAUUUCAUGGCAAAACAGAAUUCAUGAAGCCUGAAGAUAAUUCAUGCUCGAAUAUAUCUAAUUCAAAAGCACUUAGUAAUGCAUUAUUCGGUAAUGUUGCUCUUCAGUCGAAACAACCGUUCAUUAAUUCUCUUCAGACAUCUUCAAACUUUGCAAGAAUAGCCGCCUGGGUUAAGUCAGUCUCUGUUGAAACUUACAACACACAGGAAAGUGGCCUUAACCAGUCGGGUGAAAGUAAUGUAAUGAUUAAACCUCGUGAAUCUUCGACAAAUAUUUGCACAAACGCUAAACAUGACCCGUCAGCUCACCACCAAACAUGCUAUUGCAGCAAUAAUUCCCAAAAUGAGAUUAUGUUUUCUGGAGAAAGUAAUUUUAUCUCUCAUCAAAUGACACGAUCUAGAGUGUGUAAUUAUGAAAAUGCUAUAAUACAAAGUCCGCAAUGUAUGAAAAUCAGUAAACUACGCCGUGGAAGGUCUGUACCACCUAACUCAAUCCAGGAAGGUUGUCAUUCUGAACUCCCUUGUCCAUUUGAUGAAUGCACUAAGCAGGAUUCAGUCACUGCCUCCGAAAGAACAACUGUUCCACUACCGAUUUCUGUCUCUUCUGGUCCGCUUUAUGGAAAGGAAGAAAAACUCAACAUAUCUAGAAAAAGUGACAGAGACAUACCAUCUUCAAGACGACCUGAUGGAUCAUCCAACCCACAUUUACAUAAAGAACCACAAGGAGCUUCUGAUACUCAAAACAUAGUAUCAUGUGAUAAUAAAACUCAGUAUAACAGUGAUAUAUUUGACGAAAAAUUAUCACACCAGCCAACUGGAUUUUGGGCAUCCUCAAAAAAGUCUCAUUUUCGUAUUAAUACAAAACCUUUUCAUGGAGAAACUGUGGGAUUUUCUCCUACAACAACUAGUCAGUAUUCUAACACACAUGUUAAAACUUCUCCUUUACGAAAAACAUGCUUUUCACCGGAAACAAAGAAAAAAUCAAGCAAAUUACAUCAAGAGAAUGAAUCACAUUUACUUGUUUGUACUUCUCCAAAAUCAUCCAAAUGUCAAAGAACUCAUAGUAUUUGCUCUUCCACAGAAAGUGAACAUUCUUUCAAUAAGAAUGAUGUAUUUUUAGAUAGUUGUACUAUUCAUAAAUCUGAUCAUGCACAAAAUGAUGAUAGCAUCGGGACGAAAUCAAAUAUUUUACAAACUACCGUAGGAAAAAAGUUAUCAAAAGAAAUUCGUACUAAAACAAGUAAAGGACGGUUAAGCUUUUUGACAAGUCCAUUAUUUGGGAAGCGUAAAGAGAAAGAGGCGAAAUCUUCUGAAACAGCAGUUGUAAAAGAUACAAAACAUAUUGACCAUCAAACUGUAAAGAAUUUUGACUUACGUCUUAAACCACUAACUAAAGAUUCUGAUCAUUCCAAUCAAAACAAACAUUCUUCCUCUCAGGUUGAUACGCCUGAGUCUCAAACACGUAUAAGAUGCAUUCGUAGGGAUAAAUCAAGUUCUAAGCACAUACAAUCAGAAAAACAACAUAAUUCGAGUAAGAAUACACUAUUAUCUAAUGCACAUGCUACUAACAUUCCACUCACAUUCAACACUUCAAUGGCCUCCACAAAAAUUUCUUCUAUGCAAUCAAGUAGUGGACAUGGAAGUGAAUGUAGUAGUAGUUUACUUACUGAACACACUAGUGCUUGGAAUUCAAAAGCAGAACCUAAUACAUCAUUACGAUGUCGUUGCAAAAGACAUCAUCACCAUCAUCAUACUCAUCAACAUCACCAUCAUUCAGGAAAUGGACAAAGAUGUCAUAGAUGUUUUCAGUUGUCACAUGCAUGUCGACCAGACCAUCAUAAUAAUAGAAAAUGUGAGGCAGUAAGUGAAACAAGAAGACCAGCUGAUGGUAAGAGAAGUUCAGAAAGUGGUAAUUCGGUUAGUGGCCACAGAAAAGUUGAAAACAAAGAAACAGAAGAGCAUGACAAACAUUGUAAUGAUGGCAAAGUUCUUCUUGAAUCAUUUGAAACCGGUAAGUUGUCUAUUGGCAUCCCAUCUUCUAAUAUAUCUGGCUCUGGUCCUCGUCGAGGAGGUGGUCACGCAAGUAGUGGUUACGAGAGUAUUGUGAGGGAUAGUGAGGCUUCAUCACACGCUGAUUCUACCAGUGGUAGCUCUGCUGGAGGAGUUGGUGUUAUCACUGCGAAUGUUAAGAAGAAUAAAACUAUUCCUCAAAAACAUUGUACGACACAAGAAUACUGUGAACAUUGUCAUAGAAUUAAUCAAACAAAUGUAUCACUAGAUGAAAGAAUAAAAGAGUCACAAGUAAUUCAAAGUAGUAAUAUGAAUAGUUAUUGUAAAGAAGAGCUAGACAAAAAUGAACCAUCUAUUCAAAGCAAUAGUCAUAAAAUUCAUUAUAAUCUACAAACUGUACAGAGAUUACACACUUCUAAAAUCGAUUCAGAUGUAAAUAAUCAAGAGUUAUCGUGUCAAGGAUUUCAACAAAUUCACUUGACAUCACCAUCUAAGCAGUCUUCUCAACAACAUUCAACAAAUUCAAAAUCCAGUGCAACAUCAAAAACUGUAACUUCUCAAUCUCACUCAUCAUCAUCUACCUCACAUAGAAGUCGUUCAGCUCCUCCUUGUUCAGAAGAUACAUCUGAAGAAACAUCAAGUAGUCCAAUUAGUGUAAGAUAUGUUUCUAAUAAACCAAGUGAAAAUCUUUCAUCUCAAAUUUCAACAAAUGUUAAGAAUUCUGUUCUCGAAAAUUCUUCAAAUGUUUCAUGUAUUCUCCCAAUGUAUGCAGAAGAAGUACAAGAAAUGGAACGUCAAAUACGAUAUGAAAAAACAUAUGAUUUACUAGCACAACAAGAUAUGCUUAAAAUGGAAUUGAUGACAGCUAAAGAUCGUCUUCUUAUUGAUCCUUCUACAUGGAGUUUUGAUCUUUAUGUUGCUGAACAAAUGGAUCCAGAUGAUCCAAGCUUUUUAGAAGCAUUAGAAAAAGAAACAGAAAUUUUACGUAAACGUGUUGAUGCUUGUAAAUCACAUAUUAUGCUUAUUACAUGCUUUGAUACACAAUUCAAAUCUGGACAAUUAUCUAAUGUAAUUAAUAAUUCUAGAAUGAAUCAAACUAUCAAUAUCACAUAUACAAAUACAGAUUUAAAUUAAAUUUCUAUAUUAUAAAUUUUUAGGAAAAAAGAUAUAAAAAUAUACUAAUUCAUAUUUCUAUUUAUUAAACAAUAUGUUACUAUACAUAUAAGUUAUCAUUAUAAAUAAUAAAAAAAUUGUACAGUAAUAAUCAAUUAAUCAAUAUCCCGGAUAAGUUUUUCUAUUGAAUGAUUGAAUUAUUUAUUGAUUAUAUUAUCAAUAAAAUAAAAUAAUAUUGAUUUUUAUUUUAAACAUUGUACAACAUAAAAAUAAAUAAAUUGAAAUUCAAUUGCUUAUUUCACAUGACAACAAAUGGUUAACAUGGAAGAACAAAAAAAUAUAUUAAAAAGAGAGAAGGAAAGAAAGAAAGAAAAAAAUAGAGAAAAUAUUCAUUUUUUUCUUCUUUUUAUGUAAAAUAUCAUUUAAUGAAAAACUAAAAUAAUAAUAAAAAAAUUUUUUUCUGUUUUUUACUAAAAUUU
Messenger RNA from Schistosoma margrebowiei, 8490 nucleotides. Lineage: Eukaryota; Metazoa; Platyhelminthes; Trematoda; Strigeidida; Schistosomatidae. The record is from the annotation of a GenBank genome assembly.